Bufo gargarizans (Asiatic toad) is the source of this 1147-nucleotide messenger RNA. Its product is annotated as dead end protein homolog 1-like. The record is from RefSeq and is a predicted model, not a curated record. Gene Ontology annotation, biological process: negative regulation of miRNA-mediated gene silencing; mRNA stabilization. Gene Ontology annotation, molecular function: mRNA binding. Lineage: Eukaryota; Metazoa; Chordata; Amphibia; Anura; Bufonidae. Gene Ontology annotation, cellular component: cytoplasm; nucleus.
AUGGCGCAGAGGAUCAGCGGCGUGGACCGGAGAUCAGGGGCUGCCGCCUGUGAGCCACAGGUUUGGCUCAACUCUGUAACCAAAAAUAAAGCUGCUCUCGCCGAAUGGAUAAAAAACUCAAAGGUUGAACUGUUGCAGGUGAAUGGACAACGAAAGUAUGGUGGUCCACCUCCAGGUUGGUUUGGAGAGGCCCCUCCACUUGGCUCUGAAAUUUUUAUCGGCAAUCUUCCACAGGAAGUGUAUGAAGACCUACUGAUCCCUCUUUUCCAAUCAGUCGGGAAACUGUAUGAGUUUCGUCUCAUGAUGACAUUUAGUGGGUUAAACCGUGGCUUUGCAUAUGCCCGAUAUUGCACGAGACGGAUGGCAGAGCAAGCCAUUGAUCAGCUCUGUGGUUUUGAAAUAAAGCCGGGUUUUAAAAUAUUGGUCUGCAGAAGCACAGAGAAAAGUGAACUUGCGCUGGAUGGCCUGCUGGGAUUUCUCACUAAAGCUACCCUAGAGGGUAUACUGGGGAAAAUGACGAUGGGCGUAUGUUCAGUUUCUCUGUAUGCCAGCCCUUCAUCUGAUGCAAAAAAUCUAGCAAUUGUGAAGUACAACUCCCACAGGGCGGCCGCCCUGGCAAAGAAAAGCCUUUGUGAAGGUGUCCAGGUUCUGUACGGCUGUCCUUUCACCGUAGACUGGCUUCCGCAUUCCCUAAAGCAAAAGGCACAGGCUGGCACCCUGGCAAAGCCUAAUUUAUACCUUCCUCAGAAAGUACAAGAAAAUACCAUCAGUCAGAAGACCGUGGCACCCAGUGCCAUCCAGUGUCUUGACCUCCUCUGUGAGAAGGUGAAGCUGGGUCAGCCACUGUACAAAAUAAAGUUCCUGAGCCUUGGUACUUGCGGGUGGCUGAGGUUUUGGUACUUGGUCUUGAUCCCGAAGCAUGGUGUGCCCUUUACUGGAUAUUCCUGGCUGCUUGGAGACCAGCUCAUACCCACAGAGAAGUACCAGCAAGCUAAAGAAAUGGUGGCCAUGCACAUACUGAAUGAAUUGGGGUACAUCUUUGACUAGUCACCUUUUUAUACUGAAGAUUGUCGUUUUUAUGUUUUUAUAUCCACAGUUGUAUUGAGUGCAUUUGCCACUUUAAUAUGAAUGUCCAUGAUUGUCUUCC